Messenger RNA from Hypanus sabinus (Atlantic stingray), 1449 nucleotides. RefSeq lists its product as uncharacterized. NCBI's taxonomy places the organism in Eukaryota, Metazoa, Chordata, Chondrichthyes, Myliobatiformes, Dasyatidae. The transcript is spliced from 2 exons. The coding region runs from base 1 to 1449 and encodes 482 amino acids. The record is from RefSeq and is a predicted model, not a curated record.
AUGGGUCCUCAGCAGCCUGGUGAUAUCUGCUCCCCUGGGGGUAUCAGCUCCCUCAGCUUCAGUUCCUCUUCCCUGAGUCCCUUCACUCGUUACAGUGAUGUCUGCUCCCCUGGGGGUAUCAGCUCCCUCAGCUCCAGUUCCUCUUCCCUGAGUCCCUUCACUCGUUACAGUGAUAUCUGCUCCCCUGGGGGUAUCAGCUCCCUCAGCUUCAGUUCCUCUUCCCUGAGUCCCUUCACUCGUUACAGUGAUAUCUGCUCCCCUGGGGGUAUCAGCUCCCUCAGCUUCAGUUCCUCUUCCCUGAGUCCCUUCACUCGUUACAGUGAUGUCUGCUCCCCUGGGGGUAUCAGCUCCCUCAGCUCCAGUUCCUCUUCCCUGAGUCCCUUCACUCGUUACAGUGAUAUCUGCUCCCCUGGGGGUAUCAGCUCCCUCAGCUACAGUUCCUCUUCCCUGAGUCCCUUCACUCGUUACAGUGAUAUCUGCUCCCCUGGGGGUAUCAGCUCCCCCAGCUUCAGUUCCUCUUCCCUGAGUCCCUUCACUCGUUACAGUGAUAUCUGCUCCCCUGGGGGUAUCAGCUCCCUCAGCUUCAGUUCCUCUUCCCUGAGUCCCUUCACUCGUUACAGUGAUGUCUGCUCCCCUGGGGGUAUCAGCUCCCUCAGAUUCAGUUCCUCUUCCCUGAGUCCCUUCACUCGUUACAGUGAUAUCUGCUCCCCUGGGGGUAUCAGCUCCCUCAGCUACAGUUCCUCUUCCCUGAGUCCCUUCACUCGUUACAGUGAUAUCUGCUCCCCUGGGGGUAUCAGCUCCCCCAGCUUCAGUUCCUCUUCCCUGAGUCCCUUCACUCGUUACAGUGAUAUCUGCUCCCCUGGGGGUAUCAGCUCCCCCAGCUUCAGUUCCUCUUCCCUGAGUCCCUUCACUCGUUACAGUGAUAUCUGCUCCCCUGGGGGUAUCAGCUCCCUCAGCUACAGUUCCUCUUCCCUGAGUCCCUUCACUCGUUACAGUGAUAUCUGCUCCCCUGGGGGUAUCAGCUCCCUCAGAUUCAGUUCCUCUUCCCUGAGUCCCUUCACUCGUUACAGUGAUAUCUGCUCCCCUGGGGGUAUCAGCUCCCUCAGCUUCAGUUCCUCUUCCCUGAGUCCCUUCACUCGUUACAGUGAUGUCUGCUCCCCUGGGGGUAUCAGCUCCCUCAGAUUCAGUUCCUCUUCCCUGAGUCCCUUCACUCGUUACAGUGAUAUCUGCUCCCCUGGGGGUAUCAGCUCCCUCAGCUACAGUUCCUCUUCCCUGAGUCCCUUCACUCGUUACAGUGAUAUCUGCUCCCCUGGGGGUAUCAGCUCCCUCAGAUUCAGUUCCUCUUCCCUGAGUCCCUUCACUCGUUACAGUGAUAUCUGCUCCCCUGGGGGUAUCAGCUCCCUCAGCUUCAGUUCCUCUUCCCCUGAGUCCCUUCACUCGUUACAGUGA